AUGAAGUGCUGCGGUUUUCUCCUCCUUCUGACCGCCUGUUUCAUUUUACAGGUUUGUAAGAAUACUCUUGUCCAGUCAUUUUUCACAGAUAAAAUCGGACGAUCCGUUCAAAGUGACGGAUAGUUUCCCACCAAUUCCUUUCGGAGAGAAGGGAGCUGCUUUUAUUGAUGAAGACGACGAUGGGUUGGUUUUAAAUGCAAGUUUUUCAAAGGUGGUACUUGGAACCAGAUAAUAGCAGUUUUUUUUUCUCGAACUUAAAUAAAUUAAACUGCCAAUCCAACCUUAAAACUGAAUUUUUUCGCUUCUUGUACGAAAUUUUGGUAUCCAACUAUCGCACUAUUCGUAAACUGAAGAAACGUUUAUAAAUACUAAUAUUCGAAGAAACCAAGAUUUUCAUUUUCGGUGGGAUUGAUUCUAAAAUCUUCCCCUUUGACCCUUUUUAUUUCGAUCAAAAUAAGCCUCUCCAGCCGCAAUAUUCCCCUUAUUUCUAGUUUGCUCAUUAAUUCUAAAAAUAACACCAAGUUUGAAGCAAACCCGACGAGAUUGAUCAUCGGCAUGCGGUGAACAAUGAGAUCAUCGGCGCUUUCUCCAACAAGCAAACAUUCGCCUGUCCCCGAGCAAAACCUCAACUUCAUACUGUACGCGAAAUACAAAUCCAAUGACGUGAAAUAGGACUUCAGGGGGAUAACAUGGCGAAUAUCAGUCCCGAGGACAUUUCCAUCGUGGCAGCAAUGGGAGAUUCACUAGCGGUUAGUUUUAUUAGAAACAAAUAAAUUGGCAUCGAAGGUACUCAGGUCUUUGGCUUAUUUUCCACUCCUCAUCCUCAUCUUUUCUAUCAGGAAAGUAUUGCCGGUGGCCGGUUGAGAUUUCCGUGAAACUUUGCAGAAACGUAAUCUGGGGGCUUCCGAAAAAGUCUAUUUCCUUCCAGUUGGAAAUCGAUAAUAUUUUUUUGUCGUAGAAACUCUUGUCUGUCGAUUCGCAUGGAACUGUGGGAAAACACAGUUUUUGUGUUUGUCAAAAAAAAAAUCGAGGAAUAACAAAAAUGAUCGAAAAACUGUCGAAAAAUAAAAGCAAACGGCUUGAGUUUGAUUCUUAAGCUCCCGCCAAAAACCUCAAGAUGGAAAGAAUUAAUUCUAACAUAUGUGCUUCUGCAGCCUCUAAAAUCAGGAAAAAUGACUAUAUAAGAUCACAAAAAAGUCUUGGCCAAGUUUUGGAACUAAAUCAAAGACGACAAGUUUUGAGGCACCAUAACGCGUAUAAAAAACUACACAAUUCUCCUUUUUUAAUUUGAAAUAAGAAGACCGAAAAGUACAUUUCUGCAAAAUUUCAUCAAGCAUUUCCCUUCAAGAAAGUUGAAAAUCGUAUUAACACUUCCACUUUUUCAGUCCGGACGAGGUCUUUGGUUUCCAACAAACGUCGAGUUCCGCGGAGCAGCUUUUCCCAUUGGAGGCGAUGCCACUUUUGAUGGUCUCGUGACGAUACCAAGUAUUUCUCAGUUCCAAAAUAAGACAGGCGAAGCUUUUUUUCUAGACAUUUUGCGACAAUUCAAUGACAAAAUCGACGGAGUUUCCCAUGGAAUGGGUACGAGAGAUCGGAUACCUGACUAUCAGUACAAUGUUGCCGAGGCAGGAAGCGAAACGGACGAUCUUCCAGCCCAGGCAGGAAUUUUAUUAUGCCAGAAAAAGUUUUCUCGCCCCUAGCUUACAAAAGAAUAAAGUUGAACAUUUUCUCUUAGAGAACAAAGAAAUACAAAAAAAAAUCAUUUCUACAUCAUUUUACAGUUUCUUAUCAUUGUUAUGUCUUUUUUUCCUGAUAAAAUAUGAAACAUUGAAAAUCUCACGCAAAGUCAUGACUGAACUAAUUUUCGCUUGAGAAACACGACAUUCCCGUUUCAAAUUUUUUGAUUGAUUUUUCUUCAAAUUUUAUUACUUUUUCUAGGCCAAAGAACUUGUCCGUCGGAUGCGCACUCAUGUCCGUCAAUUUUAUGAACGCUGGACUCUUGUUACGAUCGCAGCGGGAACAGAAGAAGUUCGAAAAAAAUUACUUAUCAACUGAUAAUAUUGUGUUGAGUUUUGCGCUCGCUGUGAGCCGCCGAAUCAUCCGUCGCUCCGCAGAACGAUGGGAACUUUAAGAAAAGGAAUACCAAAAGCUCUCGUGAUCCUUCUUGGACCUCUUCACGUUUCAUGGAGCUACAAGCAGAAUAUCAACUUAUUGAGGUGAUAUUCAAGAAAAAGAAAAAUGUAAUGUGAUGAAAGGAAUUUUUUGAGACGAUCGUGCAAUUUCGGAAUCGAGGUCAUAGUUGAAAAAUUCGACCAUGUUUUAAACUUUGGAAAAUUAACUUCUAUCACCAACUUCAUCCGUUUAAAAUAUACUUGAACUUGGUAUCUUUGUACAUAACAAGAAAAAUUAGAAUAGGAAAACUUCUUUCGAAAUUUUUGACUUUGACUGCAAUAAACUCUGACGCAAUUGAGAAGGUUUUUUCUCAUUUGGAUUGGCUUAGAAAGUUGCUGUUAAAAUUUAAUAUGCUCUUAAAAAAAAGCCGGCUCAAUUUCAGUUAAUUUCAAUUAAUUUCAACGCAACAGUGCGCAAGUCGCUUUGGGUCGGUUGCUUUCUUAGUUAAGUUAAGAUUAAUAAAAAUUAAAAAAAAUCUUUCAUUACAUUCACUCCCAGCUGAGUUUCAGAUCCCGAUGUCCGUGCUUAGGAAAUCUCACAAGAACAGACUACAAAGACCUUGUCUACAGAUGGAAAACAACUUUUUUGAAAGUCGAGGUAUUUUUUUCUCUCUGAAGUCCGACUUUAAUCUUCUUCUCAGCAAGAGUUCAACAGUUUGAACUACACAACUUUUGGUGUUCUGACGAUUCCAGCGCUCACUAUUCAUUCAAGAGAACCUGAGACGCUUUUCAUAGAGAAUGGCCCCUUGUUGAACAGGUGAAAUAAUCUUGACCUUACCUGUAAUCAAAAGUUUAGAAAAGGUCAUACUUAUGCGGCCAAAUCCUUGUGGAACUUCUUGAUGGCCGGACCAAAUUAUAACUUAUCGAGGACUAUCAUCUCUCAAGACUCUUAUUAUUGCCCUUCAGUGGUGGAUAACAUUUCGAGAAAAUGGACGAACAUAGAGAUUCCAGGGCUGUCCUUACUUCCGAACAGUGCAAAACUUCGAGCAUUGUCAAGUGAUCACGGAGGAUUACUGGCAGGCGGUCUAUCGUCCAACUUUGCCUCCAAAUGGGACAGUUGUGCCCCAUAAUGAGCAAGUCCGGAGACAUCUUCUAGGAGUUAUCGGCUUAGUUACGGCUCUUGCUCUGAUCUCUGUUCUGUGAGUUUUAUGAAAACUUUGUUUUUUUUUAUGGAUAUCAGUGAGCUCUUGAUGAUCUUAGUGAACCUUAAAAAUAGAAAAUAGAACUUUUUAAAGCUGAUCAAAAAAUAAAUGAAACUUCACCGGAAUGCCUUAGGAUCAUAAUUUCUGGAACACGCGAACAUUUCCCAACCUAGAAAACCUUGAAGUUUAGGUAAUACUUAUACAUCAUUAAAAAAAUGGGUUUUUUUGAAGUCUUUGAAACCUCAGAAGUCUUUGAAGCAUGUAAAAUCAAAAAAAAAAUUUUUCCACCUUCAGGAAAAGUUUCCUGGAAAGACUAUUUGAUUGAGAAAUUGCACAUAUGUGAAAAAAAUUACAGGAUCUUUGGAACAGUUUUCUACCGCCAUGGAAUGAAAGCGACAAAGGGCCGAUUCGAUUACGUGGAUGAUGUGCCCGAAGAUGAGGAUUCGCAAACAAUGACAACUCAAAUUAUUUAA
Messenger RNA from Caenorhabditis auriculariae, 3786 nucleotides. Lineage: Eukaryota; Metazoa; Nematoda; Chromadorea; Rhabditida; Rhabditidae. The record is from the annotation of a GenBank genome assembly.